Messenger RNA from Ipomoea nil (Japanese morning glory), 2671 nucleotides. RefSeq names its product G-type lectin S-receptor-like serine/threonine-protein kinase LECRK3. The record is from RefSeq and is a predicted model, not a curated record. Bases 141 to 2534 code for a protein of 797 amino acids. The transcript has a single exon. Gene Ontology annotation, biological process: recognition of pollen; protein phosphorylation. Gene Ontology annotation, molecular function: ATP binding; protein serine/threonine kinase activity. Lineage: Eukaryota; Viridiplantae; Streptophyta; Magnoliopsida; Solanales; Convolvulaceae.
CCGCGUGUUGACUUGAAGGUCAACUCUGCCCAAAGUUCACUCAUCAAAAGCUUUUAUACCCUCCCUAUUCCCUGCCCAGAAGAUGAAAACACAACAACAACAACAAAAACAAAGGCAACCCAAAAUAGAACAUCAAAUCCAUGUCCCCUUUGCUAUUGUUUUAUCUCUUUUAUGCUGCAAUUUAUACAGCAGCAGCAGCAGCUCAACAAAGUUCCACCAACAUAAGCCUAGGCUCCUCCUUAACACCAACCGGCAAGUCUUCGUCUUCAUGGCUAUCACCCAAUGGCCAUUUCGCUUUCGGUUUCUAUCAGCAAGGCAGUAGUGGCUAUGCCGUCGGAAUAUUCAUAGCCGCCAUACCUGAGAGGACACCCGUCUGGACAGCCAACAGGGACAAUACUCCCAUUUUCCCCACCAACUCAACUUUGGUGUUGAAGAGUGAUGGAAGGCUAGUUGUGGAGGUAGGCCAUGGCCAAGGCCAAGAUAUCGACAUUAUUCCUACUGAUGCUCUUCCUAUUUCAUCAGCUUCCAUGUUAGACAACGGAAAUUUCGUGGUCUACGGUUCUGGUGAGAAGAUCAUAUGGCAGAGCUUUGAAAAUCCAACAAACACUCUUUUGCCUGGACAGAGCCUUUUGAAUGGAAAACGUUUGGUUUCCAGUGCUUCAGAAAAUGAUGACAACUAUGGAGUUUUCAUUAUCGCCAUGCAAUCUGACGGAAACCUUGUACAAUAUCCACUCCAAGGUCCAUACAUUCCCCAAAAUGCUUACUAUGCAUCCAACACUGAUGGAACAGGUAGUAAUAUUACUCUAAAUCUUGAUGAAGAUGGUAGCCUUUACUUGAUCAAUUCUACCAUCAAUAUUAUCAAGAACUUGAUCCCAUCAAGAGGCAAUCCAGAGGAAAAAACAAUUUAUAUUGCCAAAAUAGAUGUGGAUGGUAUUUUUAGGGUGUAUUCACAUCCGUUUGGUCAUGGAAAGUGGUCUGUUGUAUGGUCAAAUACGGAUAAUAAAUGCGCCCCAAUAGGCCUGUGCAGGCUGAAUGCUUAUUGCACUAUGAUGGACAAAGAAGCAGAAUGCAGAUGUCUCCCAGGAUUUGACUUUGUAAUUCCAGGCAACUGGAGUUCAGGGUGCAAUAGAAAUUUCAGUACAAGAAGCUGUAAAGCAACAGGUGGAGGUAUUAUCAAUUAUGAAAUGAGAGCAGUGGACAACACAGUGUGGCAAAGAAAUUCUUAUGAAAAUUUCAAAACUUCAACUAAAGAAGAGUGUGAGCAAGCCUGUCUGGAGGACUGCAAUUGUGAUGCAGCACAGUUUAAAGAUGGUCAAUGUGGAAAGGAAAGACUGCCCCUCAUAUACGGAAGAAGGUCGGUUGAUAAUUCUAAUGUAGCUCUAAUUAAGGUUGGGUUUCUUGCAAAUAUUGGAGGAGGAGGAGGAGGAGGAGGAGGAGGUCUAGUUGAUCAUUCCCCAGAAAGCAAAAAACAGCUGCACAAAGCCAUCUUAGUUGUCGGCAUUUCAUUAUUAGCUUUUGCUCUUCUGGUCUUGGCAAUCUCUGGGAUGCUGAUACACAAAAGUAAGAUUUGGAGAUAUAGAGAGAUCUGUGAGAGAGAUAAUAAUGGGCAGUUUUGGGAGGAUGUUGGGCCCCAGGCUUUCACCUAUGCAGAAUUAGAGAGAGUAACCAAUGAUUUCAAGGAAGAGCUUGGCAGAGGGGCAUUUGGGGCAGUUUUCAAAGGAGUGCAGGCAGAAGGCCAGAAAUUAGUAGCUGUGAAGAGGCUAGAAAAAGUUUUGGAAGAUGGGGAAACAGAGUUUCAGAAUGAAAUGAAAGCUAUUGGUAAAACCCAUCACCGUAAUUUAGUGAAGCUUCUGGGUUACUGCAUAGAUGGAGCUAAAAGGCUUCUGGUCUAUGAAUACAUGAGCAACGGAUCUCUGGCUGACACACUUUUCACGCCACAGAAACAGCCAUGCUGGGAGUGGGAGGAGAGAAUUGGCAUUGCUCGAGAUAUAGCAAGGGGCCUUCUGUAUUUACAUGAAGAGUGUGAAACACAAAUCAUCCACUGUGAUAUAAAGCCUCAAAACAUACUCUUGGAUGAUCGAUGUGUGGCAAAGAUUUCAGACUUUGGAUUGGCAAAGCAUAUGAAGCAAGACCAGACCAGAACUUACACAGGAGUUAGAGGAACAAGAGGCUAUGUGGCACCAGAAUGGCACAGAAAGAUGGCAGUGACAGUAAAAGCAGAUGUAUACAGCUUUGGGAUAGUGCUCUUGGAGCUAAUCACUCGUCGAAAGAGUGUGGAUUGGAGCCUUUGUGAUGAAGAAGCUGUUCUUGAAGAAUGGGUAUACAACUCCUUUGAGGCGGGUGAGGUAAGUAAAGUAGUUGGGGAAGAGAAAGUGGAGAAGAGACAAGUAGAGAGAAUGGUAAGAAUUAGUCUAUGGUGUAUCCAAGAAGAACCAUCACUCCGCCCUUCAAUGAAGAAAGUUUUACUAAUGCUGGAGGGGACAGUUGAUAUCCCUGUACCCCCUAGUCCUACUUCAUUUCUUAGUGCUGUGUAAUUGGGACUUACAUUAUCUCAAUCUUUUAUCAUUUUUAAUUUCCUUUUGCUAUUUGGAAUCUCUAAGUCUGUCUUUUUAAUUCUGAUGAAAUCAAUGUAAUGUAUUGCUCUUUUCUUAAAUAGAUGAUAUUUUAAUUA